Molecule: messenger RNA, 1816 nt
Organism: Aspergillus glaucus CBS 516.65
Lineage: Eukaryota; Fungi; Ascomycota; Eurotiomycetes; Eurotiales; Aspergillaceae
Exons: 1
Coding region: 1-1644 (547 amino acids)
Molecular function (GO): iron ion binding; heme binding; monooxygenase activity
Source: RefSeq, a predicted model, not a curated record
AUGGCUACCACCUCUCUAGUCGUGGUGGCGCUCGCCGUUGGUCUGUUGACACUGAUCUGUGUGAGCAUCAGGAAUAAAAGCAAAAAGGAGGGGAAGGUUCUGCUCAAGCUCCCCCUCAUCGGCGACCUCCAUACCUCGCCUAUCGACAAGCCGCUGGCAAACUGGGAUAUAUGGGUUACGCAAAAUGGCCCCAUCGCGGUGCCCAAGCUGUUUGGAAUCGUACCUAUUGUCGUGCUCAACUCGUACGAGGCCGUGACGGAAUUGUUCAGCCGCCGCAGCCAGUGGUAUAGCAACCGUCCGGCCUCGGUCAGCAUGGAGAUGAUCACCGGUGCCGAGCCGGGCCAGUCGCGAUUCACCUUGAUGCACGACUACGACGAUCACCUGAAGCUGCAUCACCGGAUUCUCGCUCCCAGCCUGGGCGCGGUCGCUGCUCCACAGUAUCAGUCCUUGAUGGAACUGGAGUCCAAACAGCUGCUGUUCGACCUCUCCAACGCGGUGCGACAGAGCCAGGACGACAGCAGCAUGAUCAGCACCGAUACCACCUACUGCCUCCUGGAGCGCACCCAGUCGAGCGUCAUCCUAGGGCUGCAUUACGGCCUGCGCAUUCCACGAUUCGAGGGGGAGCCCAUUCUGCACGAGAUCAUCGAUAUCCAGACACAGGUGACCCAUCUCGCCGCCAACCCCGGCCUGCCCGAUCUCGUUCCGCCGCUGCGACAUCUGCCUUCCUUCCUGUCGCCCUGGAAGCGCGCCGCAGACCGGCUGUUCGCCACCCAGGUCGACCUCUACAUGCGUUUGUUCCAACAUGGGCGGGACUCAGCAGGCUGGAAUGCCACGAAGCAGGCCAUUGCCACCACAGAGAAGUACACCCAGGCUGCCUCCCCGGUUGCAGUUGCGGACCUUGAUCUUGCCUUCACCCUGGCUACUUCCAUCCAGGGCGGUAUGGAGACCUCCCCGCGCCAGCUGCUGUGGCUGUUCAUUGCAGCGCUGUACCAACCCUCCUUUGUAGCCCGAGCACACGCCGUCCUCGACGAGGUGGUCGGACGCGAUUGCCUCCCGCGCUUCUCAGAUCGCUCGAGGCUCACGUUCAUUGAUGCCGUGGCCCACGAGCUGUUCCGGUGGCGGCCCAUUUCGCCAGGGUCCAUUCCUCGGCGGGCAGACCAGGAUGACGAGUUUAAGGGUGUUAAGGUCGGCAAGGGGGUCACAGUCAUGGCAAAUGCAUGGGCUAUCGGUCGAGAUGAAGCAGUGUUUGAUCCCGCGCUGGGAGACCUACAGGACUUCAUACCUGAACGGUGGCUACAGCAGGGUGAUGGCGACGCUGGGGAGGAGGCCAAACUGCGUACCGACCUUCCACUGCCAGUCUUUGGACAGGGUCGACGGAUCUGCCAGGGCAAGAGAGUCGCCACUGAUGGGACCUUUAUGCAGGUUGCCAGUUUGCUGUGGGCAUUUGAUUUCGAGCUGAUAGACGGUGAAGUAUUGGAUCCGUGGGAGAUGGUCGUGGUGGGAUUCAUGACGAUGCCGAGGGAGCGGAAAUUCAGGCUUAAGCCGAGAGGGGACUGGGUGCUGGAGGCUGUUCAGAGAGAGUGGGAGGCAGCAGACAAGAGUCUUGACAAGGUGAUGGGGACAGCGAAGGAUGUUGAGAAGUAGAUUCUGCAGUCCCAGCCUUAGUAUUUGGGAACUAUAACUGUUGACUAACGGCAAAUGUCUGCCAACGACCACCAAUAGUGGCAGUCAACGGCAGAUGACUGAUAUUGACAGAUAGCAACUGAGACCAAUGGAUAACGACCGCUGACGACGGGAGAGCGCAUUUGAUGAUGAU